CGCUUUUGUUCGUAUCUAUCUUUUCUCCACCGUCAAGCUCAUUCCUUUAUACGAAGAAACCACACUCUUCAUCGCCGAGGAAAACAUGACUUCACCGGGAAAAUCUCCGAGAUCAGACCGUAAAUCCCCGACGGUCGUCACCGUGCAGCCGUCUUCCCCCAGAUUCCCGAUCGGCACACCGACAGCUGGAGCUCAACGUAAGAUCGGGAUCGCCGUCGAUCUGAGCGACGAGAGUGCUUACGCAGUCCAGUGGGCUGUUCAGAACUAUCUCCGAUCAGGAGACGCCGUCGUUCUCCUCCACGUUCGGCCGACGAGCGUCCUCUACGGCGCCGAUUGGGGAGCCAUUGACCUGUCGCCGCAGUGGGACCCGGAGAACGAGGAGUCUCAGAAGAAGCUGGAGGACGAUUUCGACAUUUUCACUAACAAGAAGGCCAGCGACGUUGCUCAGCCUUUGGUCGAGGCGGAUAUACCGUUUAAGAUCCAUAUCGUCAAGGAUCACGACAUGAAGGAGAGACUGUGUUUGGAAGUGGAGAGGUUAGGGCUAAGCACUUUGAUAAUGGGAAGCAGAGGAUUUGGUGCUACAAAGAGGACUAGCAAAGGGAGGUUAGGGAGUGUCAGUGAUUACUCUGUCCACCAUUGUGCUUGUCCGGUGGUGGUUGUUAGAUUUCCAGAUGAAAAAGACGGAGAAGAUGAGAAAUCCGGCGAAAAUGGUGCCGAGAAUCUGGUAGACAGUGAUAAACUUCAUACCGUGCCUGAGGUUGCCGAGGAGGAGUAUCAUGAUGCUUCUGAUAAACAGUAGCGAGAAGGAGACUUCCCUAAGGAGAUGUGGAAGGAAAAGAAAGUGUUCCUAUGCCCUUGGUUUGUGUUCUUCAUCGUCUGGUGUUUGGGGUUUGGGGUAUUCUAGAUCUUCGUUGUAAGUAUGGUCUUUGUUUCUGGGUUUUGUUUUAAACUGUGUGGAAGUUGAGAGAUGAAUGGAUUCGAUGUCUUUGUUUGUGUCUUGAAAAAGCAGUUGAAUAAGAUUUCAAUGUUUCACCGAACGAUACGGUCUUGUACAUCUCUGCGGUUGAAUUCAGCUACAAAAAAAAAACGGCUUUGACGGUUCUAAAUA
Messenger RNA from Eutrema salsugineum, 1108 nucleotides. Its product is annotated as universal stress protein PHOS32. Lineage: Eukaryota; Viridiplantae; Streptophyta; Magnoliopsida; Brassicales; Brassicaceae. The transcript is spliced from 2 exons. The record is from RefSeq and is a predicted model, not a curated record. Bases 86 to 799 code for a protein of 237 amino acids.